AACACUAGCAUUACAACAAACCUGGAACCCGAUCGGCACAUUUCUGAAAGGUUGAUAGCGCGACCUCCUGUAGUGUAGAAUGUAGUAUGGACCAUAGGACAGGACGAAGAAGUCCCGUUAAGAAGCUGUGGAGGCCUAAGAUGCUCUACUAGGCUGCUGGAAAUCCGAAGAAGACGAAGGCGUAAAAAGCAAAAUGGCGUUUGACAGAGAAGGCCUAAACGUGGCCAUUAUUGUUUCUCUAUUUGUAUUUAGUGCAUACAUGUACGCAUAUAUGUGGUGUAGUAGAUGAAACAUUCUUAGUCAUUGUUUGUAUCCGGAUACAUUAGUCUGAGCGCACUUUAUCGCCUCUUGUGCUAGUUAGCUUAGCUUGUUAGCUGCUAACAAAGAGACGCGGACGUUAUCAACACAUCGCUAAGUAGGGAUCAAAUGUGAACGCAAUAUUAUUAUAUUUAGUUUAAAGGCGGUUGGAACGUCGUCGUGUUUUUUCCCCUCGUCCUUCUAUGUUGUUCACGCGCGGUGUUGUCAGAUCUCGCGAGAAGACAAGCAACCAGCUUCGAUUUCUUCUUCUUACUGGCAUUUUGCUGCUACGGCUCGACGCGUUAAUAGCGCGACCUCCUGUAGUGUAGAAUGUAGUAUGGACCAUAGGACAGGACGAAGAAGUCCCGUUAAGAAGCUGUGGAGGCCUAAGUUGCUCUACUAGUCUGCUGGAGAUCCAAGGAAGAACGAUGACGAAGCAAGAUGGCGUUUGACGGAAAAACGGCCUAAACGUGGCCAUUAUUGGUCCUCUUUUUGUAUUUAGUGCAUACAUGUACGCAUAUAUGUGGUGUAGUAGAUGAAACAUUGUUGGUAAUUGUUUGUGUCCCGGUUAAAUUAGUCUUAUCGCACCUCGACGCUUCUCGUGCUAGUUAGCUUAGCUAGUUAGCCUAGCCAGUUAGCUGCUAACAAAGAGACAAAGGACGUUAUCAACACAUCGCUAAGUAGAGAUAACGUCUGAGUGGCAAGUGUCGUGAUUUUGUGAAAAUGUGCGAAACAACGGUAGCAGAGUACGAGGAGGAACUUUCUCCAACAAUAGAGGAGAAGGAGCGACAACAUCAACUACUGGACGCUGAUUUUAGGAAACCUCAAAUUGUGUUGUACAGAACAGACGUCCACCAGCCCCCUGACAUAAAAGAGGAAGAGGAGGAAUGUUGGAUCAAUCAAAAGGGAGAAUGUCUUCUAGGGCAGGAGGAGGAUGAUCUCACCAACUUUCCACUGACUGUUGUCUCUGUGGAGAUUGAAGAGCAUGAAGACAAACCACCUGAGUCCUCACAGCUUCAUCACAGUCCAAAACAUCUUCUCCCUGAGCAACAAGAGUGUAGCUUCAGGAUGGUAGAGGAAGAGCCAUUAAAGAGGAAGAUGAAGCGCCACAGACCCUCUGGCGUCUCCGUUUCCUCUUUAUCACAGACCUCACCCUUUAAAAAGGAAGAGGAAGACUCACAGCCCCCUGACAUUAAGGCAGAGGAGGAGGAACACAGCAUCAGUCAGGAGGGAGACCCUAUUGAAGGACUGGUGGAGUUUCCAGUGAUUAGCGUCAUUGUGAAGAGUAAAGAUGAAGGUGAAAGUGAGGAGAGGGGAGGGGGGGAGCCUCCAAGCAGCAGCUCAACACAACACAUGACAACAGAAGCUGAUGGAGACCACUGUGGAGGAUCACAAGCAGACAAGCUCUUAGCUCCACUAUCAGAUAGUGAGGACACAACCUCACACUCUCCUGACACUGAUGAUGAAGACUCUAAAGAUAAGACAUUUCGCACCGACAACACUUACUUGAAAUGUCCUCACUGUGACAAAACUUUUAAAUAUUCUAGUCAUCUGAAAGUACACAUGAGAAUACACACUGGAGAAAAACCUUUUCCCUGCUCAGAGUGUGGUAAAGGUUUUGCCCAAAACAAAUGGUUGAAACAGCACAUGAAAACACACACCGAAGAAAAGCCUCCUCCCUGCACAGUGUGCGGUAAAAGUUUUGCAAGAGCAGAAGUGUUGAAACAACACAUGCGAACGCACACUGGAGAUAGCCCGUAUUCUUGUUCAGAAUGUGGGAAAGGUUUUACUUAUCGUUGUGCUCUGAACGUACACAUGAGAAUGCACACUGGAGAAAAACCUUUCUCGUGCUCAGAAUGUGGUAAAUGUUUCUCACGAAGAAAUGGGCUGAAUGAACACAUGCAAACACACACCGAAGAAAAACCUUUUUCUUGUUCAAUCUGUGGGAAAGGUUUUGUCAAAAGUCAGUGUUUGAAAAAACACACGCGUUUACACACUGAAGAGAAACCUUUCACUUGUGCAUUCUGUGGUAAAGGUUUUGUAUUAAGUGAAUAUCUGAAAGUACACAUGAGAACACACACUGGUGAAAAACCAUUUUACUGUUCAUUCUGCGACAAGGGUUUUUCACAAAGUCAGUAUUUCCAAGUACACAUGAGAAAACACACCGGCGAAAAGCCAUAUUCCUGUUCAAGCUGCAACAGAAGUUUUGCCGACCGAUCGAAACUUGUAAUACACAUAAGAACGCACACUGGUGAGACCCCCUUUACAUGUUCAGUCUGCAACAAAAGCUUCCGGAACAAACCAACACUUGUAAGACACAUGAAAACACACACUGAUAAGAAAGUGAGUUGCAGUGCGUGUGGUGAAAGAUUCUCUUAUAAGUACCAGUGUAAGAAACACAAGUGUGCUGGUGAGAACAGCAGCAGCCAAUGAAAGUGCAGGAUUUCAAAUAAAUUGCCAGGACUUUAACUUUUAACUUUCUAAAAAAAACAUCAGCACAUAUGACAUGUGUGACAUCAUUGUUGUGUGUGUAACAACCUUGUUAAUAUGCUUCUACCAAAAUAUUAGAGUAGAUAUGUUAGAUUAGUGCUUUUUAAACCAAUUACUUGCAUGGCCAUGCAGCAUUGU
Molecule: messenger RNA, 2925 nt
Organism: Nerophis ophidion (straightnose pipefish)
Lineage: Eukaryota; Metazoa; Chordata; Actinopteri; Syngnathiformes; Syngnathidae
Product: zinc finger protein OZF-like
Exons: 3
Coding region: 1021-2730 (569 amino acids)
Biological process (GO): regulation of transcription by RNA polymerase II
Cellular component (GO): nucleus
Molecular function (GO): DNA-binding transcription factor activity, RNA polymerase II-specific; RNA polymerase II cis-regulatory region sequence-specific DNA binding
Source: RefSeq, a predicted model, not a curated record